AUGUCAAAAGUUCAAGCCUCUGUCGUUAAAGUUCCAGACAGUGAACUCAUUGAAUUUCUUCAACGUUACAUUCGACGUAAGAGGAAAUAUUAUGCCAUCGUUGAAUUUAUACAGUCAGGAAUGCAAAAGACUUCUGAGGAGAUGGAAAGAAUUAUUGACAAACACCACUUACGUCAAUACUCAGGAGUUUACGAUAUGAAACGACUUACAAACUACAUUCUAUCAAAACUUUCAAAAUACCCCUUCAAAAAGUAUCCUUCAAACACUCUGCUCGUUUGUGACGACUUCGCCGGAAAAGGUUUAGUGUCAAAACCAGACUCACCAUUAGCUAACAUCAUUACUAAAGUCAGACAUUACCAUUUAACUGUAGCAAUACUUAUGCAAACAUGGAGGUUUUUAGCUUUAAACAUAAAACGUCUCAUAACUGACUUCGUUAUCUUUCAAGGUUUCUCACGCUAUGAUAUUGAACUCAUUUGGAAACAGUCAGGUAUAACAUUACCUUUUGAAGAAAUUUGGGAAGCAUAUAAGUCUCUCAUCUCUCCUCGUUCAUACCUUGAGAUUCAUAUCAUGACUAAUACCAUUAAAGUCAAAAAUAUUCCAUGGGAACGACCAACAUUGUUUUAA
Trichomonas vaginalis G3 is the source of this 624-nucleotide messenger RNA. Its product is annotated as protein of unknown function, DUF4106 family. The record is from RefSeq and is a predicted model, not a curated record. The coding region runs from base 1 to 624 and encodes 207 amino acids. Lineage: Eukaryota; Parabasalia; Trichomonadida; Trichomonadidae. The transcript has a single exon.